Lathyrus sativus (Indian pea) is the source of this 1863-nucleotide messenger RNA. NCBI's taxonomy places the organism in Eukaryota, Viridiplantae, Streptophyta, Magnoliopsida, Fabales, Fabaceae. The record is from the annotation of a GenBank genome assembly.
AUGGAUCCAGUGUCUGCUGAUGUGUCUAAGCCACCUUCUGUGAAAGUACCAAAUGCGACACAUCCUGCUUACGAGGAUGAUGGUCAAGCUUCUGCUGCCGUAGCAUCUGGACAAGAUAAUUCUGCCCCUGAAGCACCGUCUAGGCUAUCUCCCACUGGCAUAUCUUCUUGGGCCAAAAAUUUAAAAGUUUCGCCGUCGUUUUCUGGAUCCCAAGACGAGUCUUCUAGUGGAAAUGUUGGGAAAUCAGCCUUUGCACGCCUUACAAGUAAUCUGGGAUUGCGGUUGUCUCCGAAGUCUCCUGUGGAUGACAGUCCCAAUGAAACAGCAGCGCAAUCUAAUUUGUUUGGAACUAUCACAAAGGGUCUGGUUGACUCUUCGAAGAAUGCGGUGAAAGCUGUGCAGGUUAAAGCACGUCAUGCUGUUUCUCAAAAUAAACGCAGAUACCAGGAAGGAGGUUUUGAUUUAGAUAUGACAUAUAUCACAGAAAACAUUAUUGCAAUGGGGUUCCCUGCUGGUGACAUGAGCUCUGGGUUUUUUGGUUAUGUUGAAGGAUUUUACAGAAAUCAUAUGGAAGAAGUGAUCAAGUUUUUUGAAACUAACCAUAAGGGUAAAUACAAAGUGUAUAAUCUCUGUUUGGAGCGGCUGUAUGAUGCAUCGUUGUUUGAGGGGAAGGUGGCUAGCUUCCCAUUUGAUGACCAUAAUUGCCCACCGAUUCAACUGAUUGUAUCAUUUUGUCAAAGUGCUUACUCAUGGUUGAAACAAGACAUUGAGAAUGUGGUGGUUGUCCACUGUAAAGCAGGAAUGGCCAGGACAGGGUUGAUGAUUUCCAGUCUUCUACUAUUCUUAAAGUUCUUCCCAACUGCUGAGGAGUCAAUGGAUUAUUAUAAUCAGAAAAGAUGUAUUGAUGGAAAAGGACUUGUUCUGCCUAGUCAGAUUAGGUAUGUCAAGUAUUUUGAACGGAUCCUCACUUACUUUAAUGGUGAAUGUCCACCUCCCCGCAGGUGCAUGCUUAGGGGAUUCCGGCUUCACAGAUGUCCUUACUGGAUCAGACCCUCUAUAACCAUUUCAAAUCAUGACGGUGUGUUGUUCUCAACCAAAAAGCAUCCAAGAACCAAAGAUCUUUUGCCAGAAGAUUUUUGGUUUACUGCACCAAAGAAGGGAGUUAUGGUCUUUGCUUUACCUGGAGAGCCUGGUCUCACAGAGUUGGCUGGUGACUUCAAAAUUCACUUUCAUGAUCGCCAAGGCGAUUUUUACUGUUGGUUAAACACAACUAUGACAGAAAACAGGAAAGUUUUGCUCACCAGUGAUCUCGAUGGCUUUGACAAGAGAAAAUUGCCUUCUCCAGGAUUCCAGGUUGAGGUUGUGCUGGUGGAUUAUAAUGGCAAUGUUGUAACUUCCAAUUCUGAAGCUACAAAGAAAUCAGACGAGAGUUCAAGCAGAAGUCCUGCCCCAGCUGAGACGAGCACCCCCGCACCAAAUGCAGACAAAGAGUCAGGGGAUGGGGAUCGAGACAAAGAUGACGAUGUAUUUUCAGAUGGUGAGGCAGAGCAUCCCGCUUCUUCACGAAGCAAACAAACAAAGGCACCUUCCGAAGCAGUUGUAACAGUUGCAAGUACCACCAAAGAGUCUGAGGCAAACAAAAAUUCAAAUCAAAUAACAAAUAUAACUCAUGCAACAGAACAAGUUUCUUUGGGUAGUAAGAUCUCUACACCAAGUCAUAGUACUGGUGAGCCGAAGAGUGAUGUUGGUGGAAAAACUGUGUCCAGUCUCGAUGGACCCAGCUCAGAAAGUGAGUUUAAGGCCAUGGCUGCAGAUGCUUCCGUGUUUACGUUUGGAGAUGAUGAAGACUAUGAAAGUGAUUGA